UACCUACACACCAGCCGGUCACCAUUUCUUCCACAUUGGAGCCGUCUUCCGCCGACAUCGAGCGAAGAGGUGCAGCCGAUCCCGGGCCUCCAAUCCAGGGCGGAGGGAGGGAAGGAGGGCGCUGGGAAUCGGGAUGGAGAGCGGAGAGGGUGUCGGCGGGCCUGGUGGGCCGGACGGACCGGGGCUCCAGUUUGGCUGCGCCUCUUUCAACCAAGACUCCACGUCACUGGCUGUGGGAACAAAGACUGGCUACAAGCUGUUUUCUCUGACCAUGGUGGAAAAUUUGGACUGUAUCAAUGAGAGUGCAGAGACUCCAGAUGUCUACAUCGUGGAGCGUCUAUUCUCCAGCAGUCUGAUAGUCAUGGUGAGCACCACCAUGCCACAGCGCAUGAACAUCUAUCACUUCAAGAAGGGGACAGAGAUCUGCAACUAUAGCUAUCCCAACAACAUCCUGGCUAUCAAGCUUAACAGACAGAGGCUCGUGGUGUGCCUUGAAGAGUCCAUUUAUAUCCACAACAUCAAAGAUAUGAAGCUGCUCAAGACUCUGCUCAACACUCCUAUCAAUCCCUCUGGUCUCUGUGCUCUUUCUAUCAACCAUUCCAACUCCUACCUGGCCUAUCCAGGCAGUGCCACUAUUGGGGAGAUCAUAGUGUAUGAUGCCAACAGUUUGAACACAGUGACCAUGAUCCCGGCUCAUGACAGUCCUGUGGCAGCUCUCACCUUCAACGCCUCGGCCACCAAACUUGCCAGCGCCUCAGAGAGGGGCACCGUCAUCCGAGUGUUCUCUGUUCCUGAGGGUCUGCGUCUCUUUGAGUUCCGCCGGGGCAUGAAAAGGUACGUCAAUAUAAGCUCUUUAUCCUUCAGCCCUGAUGGCCAGUUCCUCUGUGCAUCCAGCAACACAGAGACGGUGCAUAUCUUUAAACUAGAGCAACUUGGACCAAGUGGAGGGGACGAGCCUAACACCUGGACAGCCUAUGUGGGAAAGAUGUUCUCAGCAGCCAGCAGCUACCUCCCUGCUCAGGUAUCCGGUAUGAUGAGACAGGACCGGGCCUUUGCCACUGUUCACCUCGUUACAUCUGGACAAAGGAAUGUCUGCACCCUCGCUAUAAUCCAGAAGCUUCCGAGGCUACUGGUAGCCACAGCUGAUGGGCAGCUGUUCAUCUACAACGUGGAUCCACUGGAUGGAGGCGAGUGCAUGUUGGCCCACAAACACAGGCUUUUUGGUACUGAUGAUGAUCAAGGUGAAGGAAAAGAGUCAGAAGGGUCAGAGGUCACCGGGCCAGUACAGGCCUGUCCAUCCUAUGCUGCGACUGCUGCCUUACCAGCCGCUGGUCCAGUUACUGCAACCCUUACUGGCUACUCUGAAGACGGUGGUGUAAAGAAAGGGGAAGUCAUUCCAGAGCAUGAGUUUGCUGCUGGACCUGUGUCUCUGGACGACGAGAACGAGUUUCCUCCUAUUAAUUGGUGCCGAGACGGGACUGGAGGUGGCCAGGCCAGGCCCUCAUGAAUGGAUAGAAGGACAGUUGGACAGACAGACAGGCACUGGCAAGUGGGAUGAACAGCAAAAAAGGGGAAAAAAGUCAUUCAGGGUGCCAAGUUACGUUUUUCCAUUUGAGACAAAGUAAUAUUGAUUGCCAUUGAAGUUGACGUUGAAAACAAAACACUGACCAAGAAGUAGAUAUCGGAGAAAUUUCUGAGAGAACCUGUAUCUGGUCCUGAUGUUACCUAAUGGGUGUGUUAAAAAUACACUUCUGAUUUUGUAACAGAACCAACAGCACCUCGAAACUUCAUUUUAGCUUAGGGUUGAGUUUUAAAACAACUGAACUCAGAGGAAAUUCCAGAGGAAAUUCCCCAAUUUAUAGAUGCUGUUGACUACUUAAAAAAAUCAGGGAGUUUGUCUUCAUGGAGUGUUAUAUGAAAGUAUGAGGUGCAUGCUGGACAAGAAAUAUAACCACAAUUUUCAUAGCUUUUUUACUUGACAAGUAUUUUAGUAAGUUUCAUUAUUGUAGCAAAAUUUUUACUUCUCAUAAUAAUAAUAUCUUAGUUGACGUCCAUAAUAAUAAUCUGAAUUGUUUUCAUUUUUAUUUUGUAUUGUAUUUUACUGCAAUGACAUUGAUUUGAUGUUUCUGUGUAUGUCUCCUGGAUACAUUUCAGAUGGCAUGCAUGUACUGUAUUUUUGUUUGUGCCUAUUAUGAUUUGUAAACGAGCAAAGCAUUUUGCUACUUGCACAAGACCAAAACAAGUAAAAGAAACAAAUAAAUAAAGUGGAGUAAGAAUGAACCUAUGCAAAGCAAA
This is a messenger RNA of Epinephelus lanceolatus (giant grouper), 2295 nucleotides long. RefSeq names its product WD repeat domain, phosphoinositide interacting 1 (gene wipi1). Lineage: Eukaryota; Metazoa; Chordata; Actinopteri; Perciformes; Serranidae. Gene Ontology annotation, molecular function: protein binding. The record is from RefSeq and is a predicted model, not a curated record.